AUGAAAAUUUGGAUCAAUUUCCACCGCUUGGCCUCCCGAGCGCUUCACGGCCAAUACGGAAAGAUUCAUGAUGAAGAGCGCCUCAAAACAGAGUCAGGACUUCGGCGGAGACAGCGGCGCACAAAUCGAUGGGUCGCAUGGCCAAGCAGGGAGACAGUUUUCCUCUUCUUGUUGUGGACUGAUGCAUCGGCUCGGGAUUUCCUUACCAAUCACUACCCAUGGUUCGUGGAGACCUGGGACAACUACGCUUUCCCUAUCCAGCGAGCCGACUCAAUCCGCUAUUUUGUUUUGCAUCACUAUGGUGGUAUCUACCUCGACAUGGAUACCUGGUGCAACGAAACUCUGCCCCUUCACAAACUCGGAUCAGGCAUAGCAAAACAUUAUGCACUUUUUAAAUCCACCCAUCCAACGGGUGUCACAAAUGACCUCUUGGUCACCUCUGCGAACCAUCCCGCCUACUCAGCGGCGAUUGCCCAAUUACCCGUGUUCCACGCUAUCACCCGAGUCUGGGCCCGAUGGCAGCCACACUGCGCUAUCAUGAUCUCCGCCGGUCCUAUGUUCCUGACGAUGGUGCUGAAGGAAUACCUACUCAAGCAACCCUCGUUACCCUCGCCGACAGUUGGGGUCAUCAACGCAACCGAAUUAGCACCAUACAUUACUGACCUCGAAAGUAGCACUUGGCAUCGAGCGGAUGCGAAGGUGUUUAUGUGGAUUGGGGAUCGACCGUGGACGUGGUUCAGCAUGGGGGCAAUAGGGCUUGCCGCUGGUCUAUUUAUUUUCAAUCGCGGGCUCAUUUUCCUUUGUGAUGUUCUUCACAAGACUCUCGGUAAUCCUGGCUCCAAAGUUUUCAAAGCAGCAUGA
Molecule: messenger RNA, 861 nt
Organism: Penicillium riverlandense
Lineage: Eukaryota; Fungi; Ascomycota; Eurotiomycetes; Eurotiales; Aspergillaceae
Product: glycosyltransferase family 32 protein
Exons: 2
Coding region: 1-861 (286 amino acids)
Biological process (GO): mannosyl-inositol phosphorylceramide biosynthetic process
Molecular function (GO): mannosyltransferase activity
Source: RefSeq, a predicted model, not a curated record